CAGACCCCCUCCAGGAGCAGGCAAACCCGCCGUUUCCCUAGGAGCGCUCUCCCGCGCCGCCCCGUGACCUUAGUAUUGAGGGGGCAGCAGCACCAGGAGUGCGGGGCUUACAGUGUCUCUUCCUGGCGCUGGGUGAGGCGCCGUCGCCCCUGAGCUGCUCCCAGAGGCAAAGCCCCAGGAGAGUAGCGGGGGCCGACCGGACCGUGCUGCUGCGUGGCUGUGGUGGGGCCACGGGACAGAGGCCCCCGAAAAUCUGGAGGAGUGAAGGUCUGAGAAGGGCAGCGUUUGUGCCUGUAAGUGGAUGGCUAGCAGUUUACUGAAGAAGGGGAGUUGACGAGCUCCUUAAUAUUGAAGGACAAUCUUCACCUCCUACCAGCUGGAGGAGCUGGAGAAGGCGUUCAACGAGGCCCACUACCCGGACGUCUACGCGCGGGAGAUGCUGGCCAUGAAGACAGAGCUGCCAGAGGACAGGAUACAGGUCUGGUUCCAGAACCGCAGGGCCAAGUGGAGGAAGCGCGAGAAGUGCUGGGGCCGCAGCAGCGUCAUGGCGGAGUACGGGCUCUACGGGGCCAUGGUGCGGCACUCCAUCCCGCUGCCCGAGUCCAUCCUCAGGUCCGCCAAGGACGGCAUCAUGGACUCCUGCGCGCCCUGGCUGCUGGUUCAAGAUGGCUUUCCCAGGCGCUUUUCUAAACCCGAAUACCAACAAUUCUUUCUAGGGAUGCACAAAAAGUCGCUGGAGGCAGCAGCCGAGUCGGGGAGGAAGCCCGAGGCGGAGCGCCAGGCCCUGCCCAAGCUCGACAAGAUGGAGCAGGAGGAGCGGGGCCCCGACCCGCAGGCCGCCAUCUCCCAGGAGGAGCUGAGGGAGAACAGCAUCGCGGUGCUCCGAGCCAAGGCCCAGGCGCACAGCACCAGAGUGCUGGGGACAGUGUCUGCGCCGGACAGCCUGGCCCGGAGUCCCGAGAGGCCGGAGGAGGCGGAGGCCGGGGACGCGGACAGGCCGGCCGGGAAGCGGAGCCCCCCGCAGCCUGAAGACACGGCUUAGGCCGGGCCAGUCGGACACCAGAGCCCGAGACUCUGCUCCUCCCGGGGAGGGAGGUUCCUCCGAGGCACGGCCGGGCCUGGCCUUGGCCAACCUCCCUCUGCCCCACAGGCCCUCCGCGGCUGCGUUGAUGCCGGACACAGUUCUGGCCGUGCUCCUGGACCACGCCGAGACGUGCUGGCCCCAGCCCUCGCUCUGGGCACCGGCCCCUCCUCCCAGCACCCCUGCCUCGGAAGCCUUCUUGCUGCCCCAGCCAUCCCUGCGAGCCCCUGUCGGUCCUCGGCAGCUCUUGCCCUGCAAGCCCUCCCCUCCUGUCUGUUCCCUGGCUCUAGAGAGGCCUCCUUCCCGGCUCUGAACGCCCUGUGGAUUCUGCUCGGCUCUUGCUGCAGACACUUCACCGGCCCUGGCCGUGACCAGCCCGGGUCCUGCGUUCCAGCCCCGGGUCCUGAGCUGCCCAGGCCUCAGCAAGUCUUCUGCCCCCGGCCUGUUCCAACAUGGACCCGCGCUGGGCUCUGCUGUGUGAAUAUGCCGUGCUCAGGCCCACCUGCAGCCUCCGCCUGGCCUGCCCGCCUCACCCUCGGCAUGUGACAGCGUGUGCCCCUCAGGCUCGUGCCCUGCUGCGGUCACUCCAGGAACCUGCCCUCUCCGUGGCUUCUCCCCAGCACAGGCACCAGUGCCACACGCAGCGUGCACGGCCCCCGCAGCAGGCCCAGGACCCGUGUCCAGGGAGGGCGCGGCUCUCGCCCAGGCUGUGGCUCCUGCACUGUCGGGAGCCCAAACCCUCUGCCCGGAGCCGUGGGGCCCCCGGGCCUGUGUUCUGAACUUUCCCGCUCUCCCCGGAGCCGCCUGUGACCUGACCCCGAGCUUCUCGCAAACUCCUGGUGUGCAUGUGCCCUGCGUGGAGAUCCUAGUGCAGCCAGGAGGCCACAGAGCUGGUCUAACCCAGACCACCUAGGGAGCCAAGCUGGGCGUAGGCUGGGCCGUAAAUAUUCAUCGAGGUGGGGCGCCGGAGGGUGUGGGAAGGCCCUCAAAGGAAGGCGGGGCACAGGCCAGUGUUAAACCCCGACCGACUGCAGGCACUCCGCCUUCAGCCAGGCGUGUGUCGGACGUUCAGUGUCUGUUGGAACAAGACAGACCCAGAGCCGAUGGGCAUAAGGCGCUGGGCCCUUCUGUUGCUUACGGGAGGGUUUGUCGGUGCCGAGGGCCUCUCGGCAGCUGCCCCUCCACCUGGCCUCUGUCUACCUUUCGCGUUAGGCGCGAUGGCAGGGCGUCACGGAGCCGCUGGGCUCACGUUCCAGCCAGGCACAAGGCCCGCUUCACCUCCUGAAGUUUCCUUCUACCAGCCCGCCCCCUCUGCGGGACCCUUCGCAGGAGAAGGGCCGACACAGCGAGUGGUGAUUCUAAUGCUGCAUCAAAAGUUGGUUUCUUCACUGCGUUCGUGGAACCCGCCCCUCUCCGGUCCUUGUGCUCGUCUUCCGUUGGUUUGCAGCGUUAGACUGUGGCCCCCUGUGUGAAUAGCGUGCAGAGCGAGAGAGCCGUGACAGGCAGGCGUUAGAAACACGAACUGUGAGAACUCCCAGGCACUCGCGAACCUGUGACCUCUGUGCCGUUUUCUGUAAAGACACAGUAAGAAUAAACUCGAUAGAAACAGCCA
This is a messenger RNA of Chinchilla lanigera (long-tailed chinchilla), 2693 nucleotides long. It is a transcript of the gene Vsx2, whose product is annotated as visual system homeobox 2. The coding region runs from base 437 to 1042 and encodes 201 amino acids. Gene Ontology annotation, cellular component: nucleus. NCBI's taxonomy places the organism in Eukaryota, Metazoa, Chordata, Mammalia, Rodentia, Chinchillidae. The transcript has 4 exons. Gene Ontology annotation, molecular function: sequence-specific double-stranded DNA binding; DNA-binding transcription factor activity, RNA polymerase II-specific. Gene Ontology annotation, biological process: regulation of transcription by RNA polymerase II. The record is from RefSeq and is a predicted model, not a curated record.